Messenger RNA from Culex pipiens pallens (northern house mosquito), 650 nucleotides. RefSeq lists its product as uncharacterized. The record is from RefSeq and is a predicted model, not a curated record. The transcript is spliced from 2 exons. Lineage: Eukaryota; Metazoa; Arthropoda; Insecta; Diptera; Culicidae. Bases 172 to 576 code for a protein of 134 amino acids.
AAGGAGGGACAAAAUCGCGUUGAAAUCAUUUAGUGUGUACCCGAUUUUGCGUAGUAUUUAAGCAAAUCAGUCUCGAUCCUCAGCAUGAAAGAAGCGUAGCGUGCCUUGAAGUGUGUGACGGAUGGAGGUGGAGGAGUUUUCAUGCCAUAUCCGUGAAUCGGAAGCGAAAAAAUGAUCGUUGAGGUCACCGGAGCUGUGGUCCGAGAAGGAAAAGUGGAGCAGAAUCUGCCCAACCACAACAAGUUCAGUCAGCUAGCGGAAAACAAAAACAACAACAAUGCCAGCCCAGCAGGAGUAGUAAACAAAAGCAACCAGCUGGUGGUGAAGAACACCACGGACACAACGGCUUUUUACAAGCUCUUGAAGAUAGUGGACGGAUGUAACUUUGGUCGCCGAUUCCCGAGUUAUCCCGAGUCGGAACCAAGGGACAUCCAGCAACUGCUGCAGCUGCAAAUUAAAGCUGCGCGCAAUCCCGUUCGAUUGCAACUGGGGGGUUGCAAAUCGCAAUUCAGUUCAGUUCCAAGUACCAAGUACAAAACGUGUUCGCCUACCACCGAUCCGGUCCGGGCGCUAUAAAGCUAGCCAGCUAGCAAACAAACGUGAAUCGUAUAAAUAAAUAAAUCUUGCAUAUCCAUAAUUAACGAAUCUAA